Messenger RNA from Drosophila melanogaster (fruit fly), 2217 nucleotides. RefSeq lists its product as uncharacterized. The record is from RefSeq and is marked reviewed. The transcript is spliced from 9 exons. Gene Ontology annotation, biological process: transmembrane transport. The coding region runs from base 139 to 1629 and encodes 496 amino acids. Gene Ontology annotation, cellular component: membrane. NCBI's taxonomy places the organism in Eukaryota, Metazoa, Arthropoda, Insecta, Diptera, Drosophilidae. Gene Ontology annotation, molecular function: transmembrane transporter activity.
AGUCUAUCACUCGAGUUCGGCGCGCACAGAUGUUUAACUCAGUUCCCGCUACGAUAUAUUGCUUGGCUGAAUGAAUCGUUAAUUCCUUUGUCUACACGAUAAUUGCUGCGAUCACCGCGACCUUUACUGAACCACAAAAUGCCGAGAGAUGAUGAGGAGCCAAUUAUUGGCGCUGAUGAUGAACCGCUGGACAUCGAAGUGCGGUCGCCGCCACCCAGCAAUAGGACAUUCUCUAGCUGGCUAAAACGACCCCGCUCGCUUAUUUUAGAGCCCGCCGUGUUUCUGGUUUUCUUUGGCAGAUUCCUAACAGAUGCCGUUUACCAGAACCAGAUACUCUACCAGACCUGUGUCACGGUCAUGAAAUACAAUGCUACCGAAUGCGAGCCAUUUCUCGGUACGGAUCGUGCCUCCGAUGAGGUUAAGAAGAUUGAGGGGCAAGUUCAGGAGUAUGCCUCGACCAUCACAAUGAUAAGCUCGAUGCUCGAGAGCACCGUUCCCGCCAUAGUAAGCCUCUUCCUGGGACCCUGGUCAGAUAAGUUCGGCAGAAGGCCCAUCCUGCUAUCCACGUUUACAGGCUACCUUUUCAGCGCAAUCAUCCUGGUUGUUCUUACUCAAAUAACGACUGCUGUCAAUAUCAGUCCCUGGUGGUUCCUUUUGUCCUCUGUGCCAUCGGUGUUCAGCGGAGGCACCUGCGCCCUUAUCACCAUCCUCUACUGCUAUGUAUCCGAUGUGGCCACCGAGAAUAAGCGGGCCAUGAGAAUGGUGACCAUGGAAGCUGCCCUUGGCCUGGGCAUGAUGGCUGGCGGAGUAGCUAGUGGCUAUAUCUAUGCGGCUACUGGAGCUUCAAUACUCUUUAUCUUGGUGGGAUCGAUUAUCUCCAUUGCGCUCUUAUACGUAUAUUUCUUUGUGGCCGAGAGUCUGAAGUCCGAAGAUUUGGAAACUGGGUCCCGAAUCCGCGAGUUCUUCCGUUUGGACCUGGUUAAGGUCCUCGUAAAGACCUGCAUCAGGAAGCGCGAGAACUACGAUCGUGCUAUCAUCUGGUUUGUGAUGAUGUCGCUGACACUGUGCGUUUUUGCCAUGGAGGGCGAGUCCACAGUGAACUACAUGUUCAUGCGGAAGCAGUUCGAUUACACGGUCCAGGACUACAGUGUGUUUAACGCGGCGAGGGUGGUCAUUCAAGUGGUUGGCAGUACCAUCGCCAUGAUCCUACUGCGCCGCCUUUUGGGACUGUCCACCAUCAUGAUGACACUCCUGGCCUUCGCCUGUUGUGUUCUUGAGAGCACGGUCAGAGCCACGGCCGUAUACGGCAGCGAGAUGUACUUGGCCCUCAUGGUGGGCAUGAUGCGGGGCGUCAUGUCGCCCAUGUGCAAGGCCAUCCUGUCGCACGUGACUCCCAGUUCGGAGUUGGGUAAAAUCUUCUCGCUAACUACUUCCCUGCAGUCCAUUUCCCCUUUGGGAGCGGCACCUCUCUAUACGGCCGUGUACCAGGCAACAGUUAACUUCUAUCCGGGAAUCUUCAACUUCAUCAGUGUGGGACUGUACUUCCUGUGCUUCUGCAUGUCGGCCGCGGUAUUCGGCAUUCAAAAGUCAAUGGGCAGCAACAGCGUUUACCAGGCCAUAGGCAGUUGACCCAAUAUAGUUGUGAACCAUUCAUAGGCCAGUGUAUUAAUACGUAUGUACAAGUUAACACAAUCACAAAACACCCGAAAUAUAGUCGUAAGCCUCAAGUGCUUUUCCCAUCUAUAGAUCGAGCUUUACCUAUAAGAAACUGUAACUUGUUAAGCUUUAGAGAUAAGAACUCUUGCUAUACUUAAGUCAGUCGAUUUUGGAAGAUUAGAAGCGUCGGUCAUCGCCACGUACUUACUAUUCGUCUCAUUAAGUGCAGACCGCGCAAGCCCUAUUGUAAUUAAUAAACUUACGCUAAUAAAUAUAUGGAAAAUCUACUAAAAUGAUAAUUGGCGCCCAAACGGAUAUAAAAACCUACGAUAACUGAAUAAUUAUAAAUAAAUAACAAAAGGAGGAUCCGGAGACAAAACCAGCGGCUUUGGCUAAUUAACUCUAACCUAAGAAAUAAAAAUUUCGUGAUUACAUAAAAUAUAAUAUUAAUUACUAAGACCAUCUACCUUAAAAUUGUUUGUUAAUCACUAUUAUUAUAUUGUAAGUAUAACGCUUAUUGAACGAAUUAAAAAUAUUAUUAUUAUUAUUAUAUUAUAACCU